AUGUUGGACAAGGAAUUAUUACAUAAGACGUGGCUACAGGCAUGUACCGUUCGCCGCGCAGUCGGUCUCUGCGACAGUGGGUCGGACGAACGGCAGCGCGCGGAAACCACGCCACGGUCAAGGCCGCCGUCUAGACGCACCCCUCGCACCCCGCACUCCCCAACCUGCCCACCCCACCCUAUCCGUAUCUCCCCUCUAUUUAUUUUUACCUCGACACCCGUCGCCGAAUUCGCCUGGGUCUCGCUUUUUUAG
Messenger RNA from Leptosia nina, 252 nucleotides. The record is from the annotation of a GenBank genome assembly. Lineage: Eukaryota; Metazoa; Arthropoda; Insecta; Lepidoptera; Pieridae.